AUGGUACCCAUUCGUCAACUGCUUCGCCAUGGUGAGCGGAUGCGACCUACUUUGACCUCUUUCGGUCGGAGGUUCUCAACCACGCCGCGAGUCGCUGCUGAAAAUAACGGCUCAUCGUCCCGUCCAGCUCAAUCGAACACGGUUGGCAAUCGAUCAUCUUCCACUCCAAAUCAGCAACGUCGACCACGACCCGCUAAAGCGAUCGAUGCCCGCGCAUUUGCAGCAUCUGGAAGUGCUGGGGAGCAGCCUCGAGUUAUUCGAAGCCCUCGACUGCGAAACGUCCGUGGAAAUUCGAAUGCCGGGAAGACCAAGCCGGUGACCAAAAAAGCCGCGCGAAAAGAUCGCAAACAAAAUACCAGGAAAUCUGAGAGAGACGAUUCUGAGGACCUCAAUGCGGCCAGGAUCGACCAGAUUGAACAGGAGCAUUUACUCAAGGCUCGGCCGACACCGGUCCGCUAUGAGCCCAGGGACAUUGAUUUUUCGACAUUGCAGCAGACAUGGCCGUCGCUGCCAUCAGGCGUGCACGCUCGGUCCAGCGCAGUCCUCGAAAAGCUCUCAAGCUUAAGCGAUCGUUUCCCCAAUGGAUAUGUGCCUCCUUAUGAACUUGGCCGGCGCCUUUGGAAAGGCAAGAGUGUUCUCUUCUACAGCGAGGCCGAGAAGGCAGAGGCUCUCCAGGAGGUCUCGCGAUUGGCUCGGACCCGUGCAGAUUCCAUCUCACAACGCAAGGGUGAUCUUGUAGAACCGAAGAAAGUUGAGUUCAGCUCUGUUGCGCAAGAAGAUUCGAAGAGACUGCUUGAGACUUAUGUCCUAGGCAAUUAUCCCCCGGUGAAAUCCGGUCAAGAUCAGCCUGCUGUUCUGGAGGAUGUGGUCAAGAACCUACGCAAUAAUGGAACAUAUGAAACCAUGGGCAAGCGGACACAAUUUCUCGCCAAGGUGGAAUCUCUGCUGGCUUCUGGUCGCCCAAAACGAGCCUAG
Molecule: messenger RNA, 975 nt
Organism: Penicillium chermesinum
Lineage: Eukaryota; Fungi; Ascomycota; Eurotiomycetes; Eurotiales; Aspergillaceae
Exons: 2
Coding region: 1-975 (324 amino acids)
Source: RefSeq, a predicted model, not a curated record